UCGACGUCAGUGAUCACGUGUCCUCUACUACGAUUCGCUGAAGUUGGAGAAAAGUUUGACAAGCCCGAGGACAGCUGCAAAAGUCAAAGGACAGGAGGCACAUAAUCGAUACCAACGGCCCUUUUUUUAUCCGGACAAACGAUGGGAUCUGUCGCCCAGAAAGUGCUGACUUCGGGAUUCAGUCUUGACUUAGGACCUCUGAAAGAGCCUUUGGCAUUCAUCCGUGUGCUAGAAUGGGUGUUCUCCAUAUUUGCCUUUGCGACGACUGGAGGUUACAGCGGUACAACCAGCAUCAACAUCCAGUGCAAUGGGAGUGCCAUUCAAGAAGUAACGGCAGACUUUAACUACCCAUUCAGGUUGAUGGAGCAUCCGUAUAAUGUCCCAAACUGCUUAAGCAGUCCUACUACCACCACCGUUUUCUAUCUGACUGGAGACCACAGAUCCUCUGCACAGUUUUACGUCUGUAUUGGAGUGUUUGCCUUUCUCUACAGCACUGCCACACUGGUCCUCUACUUGGGCUACAAUCACGUAUAUAGAGAAUCUAGUCGUGGCCCCGUUGUUGACCUGCUGGUGACUGCGGCCUUUGCCUUCUUGUGGUUGGCAUCAUCUUCUGCUUGGGCUAAAGGCUUGUCCGAUGUGAAGUGGGCCACCAGUCCUUCAACCAUUCUUAAUUCUAUUGAUAUUUGCAAGGUUAGCAGCAGCAGCAACAAGUGUUCUCCAGGUGCUGUCCCUCACAUGGGCCGACUAAACGCCUCUGUGAUUUUUGGAUUUCUUAACCUCAUCCUGUGGGGUGGCAACUGCUGGUUCAUUUAUAAGGAAACACAUUUCCACAAAUCAGCCAACCAGCCUGCAGAUGUGGAAGGGGGAGUUAGGCCUUCAUAACCACCCAGCUUCCUCAUUUCACAAUUGUCUAACAUGUAGUGUUACUGAGUGAGUCGUUUCGGUACUAAUCAUUCAAAGAUGAAUCCUGUCGAAUGCAAGGUAUACAUCUCUAAAACUGACUGCUUCUUUUUUGCUCUGUAUUAGUUUUAUAUUUAGGGCUGUAUUAUCUCAAAUACAUUUCAGGAAGGAACUAAAAUGUGAUAUUUUCACAGUCAAAAUCAAUAUGGGAAAUUGCAGCAGUCAAAAAUGUUAUUCUCAUAGAUGCUCAGUUUGCAUGUUUUUACAUAUUCAUGCACAAGUAUCUAACUGCCCCUUAUCUGAAAUGCAACUGCGGAUGUGGACUGUACAGCCUUGUUGAUGAUAAAUCAAAAUGACACUUAAUUUUGUCAACCUGUUAACUGCCAUCUGUACCGCACAUCAUUCUGCCAUCAACAUUUACAAACAAACAAACAAAAAUACUCAGGGCUAUUGAGUGUAUGAAUUACAAAAUACCUAAUAAAUAGUAAAUAUUGUGCCUUAAUUAUUAACACAAGUCAGUGCAAUCAUAAAACAGCAAUAGGCAUAAAAAGUGAAGUUCCAAUGAAUUCAUGUUAAAUAGUUCAUUGGAAAAAAUAAUUCCGUUGCCAAUAUGAGAUUAUUAAUGAUCUUUUUUUGUGUUACAUUGCACCUCAUCACCUCAACUAUGUAAGGCUAGAUUUGCUGUUUUAGCCUAGCACCUGAAUAUAAUGUUGAAUGUAGUUGAUUUAUCCAUUUAGAGCAUGUUUGCUCUUUUAUGAAUUUUACAUUUAAAAUUAUUACACUUUUAUUAGGUAGAAUUUGUGAUCUGUUUCCUGAAAAGGACGUGUUUGUUUUUUGAACAAAUAUCUAAACGAAGGAAUUACCCCAGAAAACUCCUGUACUUUCAACUGUAUAGCUGUAGCUAGUUGUUGGUUGUUGAUAUCUAACCUUUUUAUUUAUAUUUUCUUGCUUUGCCUGGCUUCUACCUCCUCUUUAUUACAAGGAAAGGCAAGAUGUGUUUCUCUAUUUCUGCCAAUAUUAUGAUUUCCUACUUUGAUUGACCCUUUCUUGAUCCACCACUGUAAUAAAGUGUCACAUAGAUGAGACUGGUGUUCCUAUUACAGUGCAGGAAGAUGCUUUGUGAACAUGAAAUGCCAUUCAUCAUUAAAAGGAAGAGCUGGA
Micropterus salmoides (largemouth bass) is the source of this 2061-nucleotide messenger RNA. It is a transcript of the gene sypl2b, whose product is annotated as synaptophysin-like 2b. The record is from RefSeq and is a predicted model, not a curated record. The coding region runs from base 142 to 882 and encodes 246 amino acids. NCBI's taxonomy places the organism in Eukaryota, Metazoa, Chordata, Actinopteri, Centrarchiformes, Centrarchidae. The transcript is spliced from 6 exons. Gene Ontology annotation, cellular component: synaptic vesicle; synaptic vesicle membrane.